AUGGCAACUAAAAGUGUUGAAGCAGAUUGUGGAGGAACGGUAGACAAAGAGCGUCAUACAAUGUCAGGAGACCAAAUAUCACAAUUAUCUGAUUUGUUUAUACAUCACAUCUUUUCAUUCCUUCCUACCAUUUAUCUAGUGCGAAUAAGUAUUCUUUCCAAGCAUUGGAGACAGGCGUGGGUUUCAACUCCCUUUUCAUAUUCUGAUGACUUACAGGGCAUUACUUUCUACAAGAAUGUGAAGAACCGAGAUAUGGUCUUAAAGUUCAUGACUAAUUACUUGAGAUAUCGCAAACAGUAUAUACAGAUUCCAGAUACAUUCAUUUUAAGUUUUAGGUGUGAUACAGGCUAUAAUUUCUCAAGCAGUAGCAGCGAUGCUAUGAGACAAAUAGAUGAUUGGUUAAACUUUGUUGUUAAAAGCAAAGUGAAGGAGUUAGAUCUCCAUGUCAAAAAGUAUUGUUUACCUCAGUUCUUUUUUGGUGCAAGUUCAUUAGCACUCCUGAAAUUGUCUUCAUUAGAGUUGGUUGUCCCUUCUCUUUCACCCCUUCCCUGUUUGAAAGUUCUCUUUGAUGGCCUAAUUUCUGGGCUUCCUCUCCUUGAGAGGUUAGCUUUACAAUCCCACGCAUCAAAAUCUUUUAGCAUCCGUAGUCAUAGCCUGAGAUAUGCUUCCAUUGCAUCAUACGUGCUGGAGGUUGCACUUGCAGUUACAGAACCAAAUUUAAUUCACUUGCACCUUGAACAUUAUGCUGAGUUAACCAUUUCAGUUGAUGCUCCCAAUACGUUGGAAGCCAGUUUAAGCCUUCAGAAUCCUGUUGGUGUUCUUUAA
Messenger RNA from Ziziphus jujuba (common jujube), 825 nucleotides. Its product is annotated as putative F-box/LRR-repeat protein At5g02700. Gene Ontology annotation, molecular function: protein binding. The transcript has 2 exons. NCBI's taxonomy places the organism in Eukaryota, Viridiplantae, Streptophyta, Magnoliopsida, Rosales, Rhamnaceae. Bases 1 to 825 code for a protein of 274 amino acids. The record is from RefSeq and is a predicted model, not a curated record.